This is a messenger RNA of Hibiscus syriacus, 673 nucleotides long. RefSeq names its product photosystem II D1 precursor processing protein PSB27-H2, chloroplastic-like. Lineage: Eukaryota; Viridiplantae; Streptophyta; Magnoliopsida; Malvales; Malvaceae. Gene Ontology annotation, cellular component: photosystem II; chloroplast thylakoid lumen. The coding region runs from base 16 to 627 and encodes 203 amino acids. The record is from RefSeq and is a predicted model, not a curated record. Gene Ontology annotation, biological process: photosystem II repair; photosystem II assembly. The transcript has 2 exons.
GAGAUACAGCAUAGAAUGGCUCUUAAUCUUGCAGAAAAUAUUUGUGUCCCUAAUGGCAACUCAAUGAAGAAACCUGAAAAUGAAUCAGGUAAAUUGCAGUUCAGGUGUUACGUUGUUGCAUCGUGUUUAUCGAGUCGUCGUCACAUAAUAGCACGUACAGCUGCUUCAUUGUUGGCUGUUGCGACCUUCAACUGUGUUUUAACUCCAAUAUUACCAGUACGGGCUGAAUCAGAUGACCGAAAGGAAGAGGAUGAUGGAGUUGUAGGGGCUAUCAAGUCAUUGUUGGAUCCUAAUGAGAAAACGAAGUCCGGAAAAGUGUUACCAAAGGCCUAUGUAAAGUCAGUUCGAGAAGUAGUGAAGACACUCCGUGAAUCGCUGCAGGAGGAUCCCAAGGAUGUCGCAAAGUUUAGACGAACAGCAGAUUCCGCAAAAGAGUCGAUCCGAGAGUAUUUGAGUAAUUGGAGGGGACAAGAGAAGGUGGUUCGCGAGGAAUCAUAUAUCGAGCUCGAAAAGGCGAUCAGGUCUUUGGCCAGUUUCUACUCCAAGGCAGGGCCCUCUGCUCCAUUACCGGAAGACAUUAAGAAUGAAAUAUUGAAUGAUUUGAACACAACUGAAGAAUGUUUGUAGCAUGGUGGAGAUGAUCGGUUGCAUAUACCGUGAGGCAUAACAAUGA